This is a messenger RNA of Orbilia oligospora ATCC 24927, 3552 nucleotides long. RefSeq lists its product as uncharacterized. The record is from RefSeq and is a predicted model, not a curated record. NCBI's taxonomy places the organism in Eukaryota, Fungi, Ascomycota, Orbiliomycetes, Orbiliales, Orbiliaceae. Gene Ontology annotation, molecular function: S-adenosylmethionine-dependent methyltransferase activity. Bases 1 to 3552 code for a protein of 1183 amino acids. The transcript has a single exon.
AUGUUACCACUCAGCGUCAUAACUGGCGAGGCAGACGCAAGAAGAGCAGCUACAGCCGCAUCUCAACCUCCAUCGGUAGGCGUCUUUGACGGCAUUACAAAUUCGCCAUACACAGAUUUCGAAGACACCGAAAGCGUUUCGAGUAUACGGCCUUCUAAUACGCCAAGAUACCAACCAAGAUCAAUGCCUUCUCCACCAUUAGGAUACGAUGAGAGUGCAGCAGAUACACAGGGCGGAAGGAGGGCGGCGGCGAAUUCGACAAGAAUACAUGGUUUGGGGUUAAAUAUGUUCAAGCACGGAUUGAAGACCGAUAUUCCACCUGCAGGACAUCGAUCGAACCCUUCGUCACCGGUAAAAUCGCCAGUAAAAUCACGAAGACGGUCAGCUAGUCUGUUGAAUAACAAUAAUAGCAGCGUCAGUGGAACGCCGGGAUCGAAACAUUCCAGACAUUUCUCGAGCCAAGCUUCAUUUAUGGACUUCGGACCUAACCCGCCCAUUUCACCUACGUUGUCGGAUACAAGGUCUACACCGGCGCAUAGUCCAGUUAAGGCUAAAUUUUCGGCGACGGGAUUCCAUAGCCAGCAGAGCUCGAUAUCGAGGGUUUCAGGAUAUUCCAGCGUUUCGAGCGUUGUACAGGCUUAUUCCGACGGUGUCAGCCCGAGAUCCGGACAUGUCAGUAAUAUGGAUAACUGGACGGCGUCAUACUUAAACAAUAAUAGGAAAGUGAAGGGACAUAAAAGAAAUGCCUCGAGCAAGAAUUUGAUUGUGGAGACUCUAUCUGAGUCCUCACAAUCGGAAGCAGGAUCGCCUUCUUAUACACAUAUGGAACCGUCGAACGGUGGUGGUAGAGCAGUUUAUCACUUCGACCUUACGCCAGAGAGCCAACAAGAUUCCUUCCCGAACUCGCCGCAGGUCGACGAUGCGUCACAGAUGCGAGAGGUCGGACACCAGGGCAAGUCGGUUGCACCGAUUUUACAAGCGAGGCUGUCGUCAAUGUAUACGCUUUCUUCGUACGCUGGAAGAGAUACGGGGAUGUGGUCGAUGAGAAGCGCAGCUUGCACUUCAAUGACCAGUAUCGAUACCGCCAGGCAGAAAUAUAUUUCCACGGAACCAGAUCAGACCGAGUUGGAGGAAUUGGAGGAGAUGAUGUGCGGCAUGGGUAUGAAGGCCGGGAUUACCAUUAAACCACCAAAGGAUACUUCAGUGGAAAAGGAGGUUCAGAUAUUGAUGGAAGAGAUGUUGCAGGGACAGGAUGUGGUUAGGAAGGGAAUGGAUAGACGAAUGGAAAUCCCACCAAGUCCGCAGUUGCCCCAAGUCGUUGAGCAUGUUGAGGAUGAGGAGGAAGAAGAAGAAAAGGAAGAGCAGAAGCCUAGAAGCCCGACUAAAGCGCCAUUUGAUAUGACGAAGACUGAGGACUGGAAGGAUAUUGAGAGAUGGGCUGGGAUUGGGUCGACAAGGGAGUACCCUCGAGAAAGCUCAGUUGCGACUUACGAAAGGUCGGAGAUCGAUGAUGAGAGUAUGCAUGAGGAGGACUUUGAGCACAUGGAAAUGGAGGCUGCCAUGAUGAGGAUGUCGACGAGGAGUAGUAGACAUCCGGCUGAGUAUGAGGGUCUGAAUGAAAUGCGGGCGAGUAUGUCUAUCCCAGAGGUCCCACAGAUUCCAGAUAUCGAAAUCUUGACGCCGAAGCAACAUUACACCGUACCCUUACGUGAAGAGCCAGAGCCAGAACCAGAGCCAGAAGAAGAGGUCAGUUUCGUCUCGGCUGUGUCGGCACUGACAGAAGAGGAGGAGGAAGAGAACCUUCACGUGGACUGCCCGCUUGGUUAUGAGAUUUUCUUUGAUGAUCUUGCAGUUGUUGACGAUGAGAUGAAGUUCCAGCAAGAACUCGAAGACGCUCGUGUCAGAGAGGAGGAACUUGAGAAGGCUGCUGCUCUUCUGUUACCCGAUAGCAGACCGGUUACAAAGGACGGUAGUCGACCGGGAAGUCGACCAGGCCUUCCACAGUUGUCACUCCUUGAGGUACCACCAGUUGAAAGCCGUGCAGGACGAGCUUCUCUUGAUUCACCAACAUCGGGAGAGGAGAGCCCUAUUGAUGCCAAGGGCAGGGUUGUUGAUUUCUCGCGCGCAGGAAGGCGCCAUAACCUGAAGGAGAACGAGAUUCGUGUCGAAGACCCCUCAUACUUAGUCGCCUUCAAGAAGUUCCUUAAGCCGUCCGUCCAUUCAGAUGCGUUUGUGUGCCGUCAAACCCGAUUCGAUAGCUUCCAGACCCGCAGAAUCUGCAAUGAACUCCCUCACGAAUAUCGACCUCUGCCACCACCGCCACCAAAGGCCGCGGAGCCGGAGCCGGAGCCACAGAAAUCGCCCCGUGCAACCUGGCAAUUCGACGAGGGCCCGAGGGUUUCGAGCAUGACACCAGAGAAGCGUAGAGCCAAGGAAGUCAACGACGAGAUCACUUCCAGGCUUUGGGUAUUCAUGGCAUCUAAGUGGCUCCACUACGGCAGAAUCUUGAUCAGUCCCACCCACGAAAUUCUCAUCCAAGCUGCUUUGGAAAGGCGAAGAAAUAAGGCAAACGGCCCAGUCCCAAUCCGUCGACGCAUUUUGGACCUUGGCGGCGCUCCAGUAGCCGACUGGGGAUGGCAUUGUGCCUAUGAAUAUCCAUACUCCAAGGUCUACACCGUAACCAGUCGACCAAAGAACAUCAAUAUCGAUAAUGUUCCAAUUCCCAACCUGGGUGUUGUCGAAAAGCGAAGAUUCACCGGUCCGUCAAAUCACCGACAUAUCAAGGUUUCAUCUUUGUGGAAGCUUCCGUUCCCAGAUAACCACUUCGAUGUUAUCUCCGCUCGAACUUUGCACACCAUCUUGAAGCAAACGCCGCCCCCGAGACGCAGGAGCGAGCGAUAUCACCGCCUCAGCAAGACCCCUAGGCUCGACGAGUACGCAUUGACACUCAAGGAAUGCUACCGAGUCCUCAAACCAGGCGGUCACUUCGAAUGGUCUCUUACUGACAGCGAUGUCCUCCGUGCCGGGACAAAUACCCAAAGAUUGGCCGAAGAAUUUGCCAACGAGCUUAGGAGCCGUGGAUACGAUCCCCACCCAACAGAGAAGUGGAUUAGUCGGCUCGGAAACGCUGGGUUUGUGAAUACCAAGCGCACAUGGACUAUCCUCCCCAUGGCACCACCAGCGGAGAAGCUAAAGGCUAAGAGAAGACUUGGUGUCACCUUUGACGACGACUUUAAGGCUGCACAGGAGGAGAUGGCGGCUGAACUUAAGGCAUGGGAGGAACUUGGUAUUAUCAAGGGAAACACCGCCGAUGUGGCUGCUCUCAGCGGUAUUGUGGGUACCUGGAGAUGGGAAGAGUGGAUGGUGAAGAUUGACGGGGAGAGGGAAAACCCCGCAUGGAAGAAAGGGCUUGUGAACGGAAUCACGGCCACCUUGGAAGAGGGUAGGGAGAACGGGAGUGGAUUUAGGAGUUUGGUUGGGUGGACAAGGAAGCCCACCGUAGCUGAGAAAGCGAAGAUGGACAAAAAGUUGGCGAAGAAGACGGCUGCUUGA